AACUUUUUGUAAAAUAAAAUUUAUAGGAAAAAUAAUGAAAAUAACCCAAGAAGUUUCAAAUAUUUUAGGAUUUGAAAAAAGUGAUUUGAUUGGGAAAGAGAUAGAAGCAAUAAUUCCAGAAUAAUAUUAAAAAUAUCACCAUAUUUUCCUCAAGAAUUUUAUUGAGCAUGGCUUUUCAAGUUAACUUUAAAAAGAUAAACUAUUUUAGUUUGCUAUUAAUUCAAAGGGAUUUUUAGUGCCUAUAGAUUUAAGAAUCAAAAUAGAUCACUUUUCAAGUUAAGAUUACGGAGUAUCUGGAUUAAUGACUAAGAUUUCUUAAAUGACAGAAUAUAUAUUACUCACUGAUGAUUUUUGUAUUUCAAAUAUGACGGAAAAACUUUACAGAUAAUGCUUUUAAUUUUAAUUUAAGGACGAAUAUCAUCGAAUCAAGAAUAUUGAUAUUUUAAGAAUUAUUCCACUUAUUGGUGCUUUAAAUUUCAAGUAAAGCUCAAAUCUCAUUAACGGUAAAACAGUCAAUACUAUUAUGCUAAUUCCACUUAGUAAAACUAUUAUGGAGCAGCUUACAAGGAAAAGUGGUCACCCUGAGACCGAACUCUCUCUGCUACUUUGCAAAAUUUUUAUUCAUAAAUAUGCUUUCUUUGAAAUUUCAGCAGAUGUAAAAAAAAUUGAGAGUAGUAUUGGUAAAUCAUUUUACUAUAUUCAAUUUCGUUAGAUUAGAAGGAUAGGCAGAGUUUCUGAAAAGAUCGAUUAAUUUAAUGAUCUCAAAAAAGACUUAAACAGACUUCUUGGUUUAGAUCUUAAAAUGACUCAAGUAGAUUCUGAUUAGGUUGGAAAAAAGAGCAACAAUCCUUUUACUAAAACUUAUUUUUACUAGAAUGGAAGGACUUUCUUAAGCAACACUAUAACAAAUUCUUCUAUUGUUGAAUCAACUUAUUUUAAAAGCUUUGCUACCUCCUAAUAUGAUGACGAUGAUGAUAAUGAUUCUUAAUAUGUUAGCGAUUAUAAAGUAAGUCAUUAAUCUUUGAGAUAAACCCAUUCAUAAUUUAAAAGCUAAGUGGUAGAAGAAAUCAAAGAGGGAUAAGCUGAGGAAGAAGAUGAAGAAGACACUUAAGUGUUAAAUAAAUAUUCAUAAACAAAUAUGAACAACAAUUUAGAGUCAAAUUAACUGACAAAAUCUUCAUCUAAAUUUACUUCUCAAUUCGGUGUAAAUCAGAGUAAAAGCUUUGGCAUUAAGCAAAAAACGGGACUUAUAAAUAAAAUGACAAGUAGUAUUAACACUGAUGAUAUGAAUAAUUCUUCAUUAUUUUAUAGUGCUUCACAAUAACAAUUCUAAGACAUCUCUUUUAUCAAUAACUAAAAAAUGGAUGAAACAAAAGAAUUCUUUUAAACCUAGAGAGGACCAUUGACUGAAAAUGAUAAUUUAAUAACUACUUCAAGAAAUGAAUAUUAAGGUCUUAUAACAAGAGACAAUAAUAACAUUUCUAGUAUUUCCAAUAAUGAAAUAGAUUAAACUAAUAGAGAAAUUGAAGAUUAUUCCCAUAAUAAUUUAUCAGAUAAUUAAAUUUUUUCAACAACUCAGAGAAAUCCGUUGAUUGAUAAUAAUUAAUUUAAUGAUGUAAGUUUUGCAGCUUAUGAAAACAAAACAGACAAUGAUAUUUAGCAUGAAGGCUUCAAUGAUACAAGAUUAAAUAGUUCAGAAUCAAAGAGUAAUGAAGAUUAAUUUUAGAUUGAUUCAAACCAUUAACAAAGUGAUCAAAACAUAAAUUCUAAAUUUAACCUACCAUCUUCUUCAGCUAGUAAAUCUUCAAUGAAUAGCAGUAUAUAAAAAAGAAGUUAAUUUAGUCCUUAUAAAUCGAAAGAUGAUAUUAUCAAAUUGAAUUCUAUGAAAUCAUCAGUUGCCAGCUAUCGAUUAAACACUUCUAUGAAAUAAUCAAUCCGAACACAAGAAAAUUCAAGGAGAAAGAGAAUGUCUAGACUGUUUAAAAAAGUGCUUAGGUAAGUCAAAAAUAGCAUGUUCUGGAUUAAGAAAUUGAAAUAACAAUAUUAUUUUUAAGAUGAAAACGAAAGAGAAUUAGCAGUUUUAAGAGUUGAUGGUAUUUUGAUUAAAGACGAAUCAGAAAGAGGAGGUGAUAAUACCAAAACAGCUAAAUAAAAAAUUUAAACUUAAGCAGUUUUAUCUGAUUCUGAUUUUGAAGAAGAUGAGUUUGAAUCUCCUAGAAAACUAUAAUCAAUGAAAUCUCUAAAUAGAAGAAAGACCAAAUAAAAAGUUCCUAUUCUCGCCAAUAUUAAAAAUAAAAAGAAGAAAACAUCAGCAGGAGGGAGUUCAUCUUAGUAAUAAAGUGCACUCUAAAAUUAUAACGUGAAAAAGAAAAUAAUAAAGCUUAUUAAAAAUAAAAAAUCCACUCUCAGCAUCAAGUUGAUAAAACUCUUUUGGAUAGUAAGUCUGCUUUGUAUAUCUUUUGUAACCUUCCUAUCUUUUAUUUUCAAUAAAAAUAACUACGAUACUUAUAUUGCUAAUAUUCAAGAGCAGAGGCUAAUUAUAGAAAUUAUUGAAAGUACCUUUUAGAUUAUUUCCAAUCGAGAGUAUGAAGUAUUGGCUACUUAAACUCCUUCGAAAAUAUAUCCCUUUAUAACUCUACCAGAUUAAAAUUUGCUUUAAAAAUAUUCAAAUGAUACUACGAGCAAAUUAGAGAUCAUUAAAACAGAUUUUUAACAAAUAGUAGACAGAUAUAACUCACAUAAUCUAAACUAUUUACUAGCCAAUAACAUGACUAUAAAUGAAUACUUUGAUAGAGGACCUAUUAGCUUUAAUUAAUCAAUCUAUUACACACUUAGAAAUUUUCUUCUGAUGAUUUUCUAGUAUGCAAUUAUUAGAGUCAAUAGUUCAGAUGUGAUUAAUAAUAUACUUACAAAUUAUUAUCAGUUUUAUACAGAAUUUAGUAGCUAUUUAACAGAAAGCUAUAACUUAAGUUAAUAGUCAUUAUCAGAUACUAUUUCUUUUAUGUAUAUGACUAUGAUUUUGGUUUUUUCUGUUUCAUUAGGAAAUAUCAUAAGCAUGUCUCCAAUUUAUUAUUAUAAUCAAGUCAAAAUAGAAGAGUUUUUAAAAUUGUUUUCUACUUUUCCAAAAGAUAAAAUAGAAAGUAUGAUUGAAAUAUACGAAGAAUCUUUUAUUUUUGUUUCAAACUUGUAAUCUGGUUUCAAACAAGAAAAAAACUAAGAUUUUAACUUCAAUCAGGAAAUUAAAUAUAAAAAGAGGUCAAUUAGUAAUACAACUAACUUUAGUAAAAUGAAAAUUUGGAUCAUUAUAAUCCAACUGCUCUCAUUCUGUCUAUUUUCUAUUUAUCCUUUUGUUAAGUAUAUUUACGGUUAUUAAACAUAUGAUUACUUUAAUUAUGGGUCAAGUGAACUUUAUAUUUUCGGCAAAUCUACAUUCCUCUGGAGUGCAUCUUAAGGUUUACUUUAUGCUAAUACAAACUUAUUUCUUUAAAAUCAAAGCAACAAAGCCAGCUCAACUCUUUAAGAUUUUAUGAAUAAAUUGAUUUAAGAUAACUAAUCACUUAUAAAUGAUUUCUAUUCAUUGCAGGGCUAGUUUAAUUAAAAAAGAUGGUAUUAAGGUUAAUUUAACUCAAUUAUUUUAAACUCUUUCCAAAAAGAUGCUUGUUCUAGUGUUUAUAAUAAUCUAAGCUUUUUAACUACUUCUCAGCAAGUAAAUACUUAAAAAUCUAGUUUAGACGAGUGCAAUUAAAUGAAUAAUAGCAUUUUCACUAACGGAAUAAUGUUUGUCUUAAAAAAUUACUUUUCCAUAAUAUAAGAAGUCUGGUCUGAUUUAUUUAUAAAUUAGCAAGUUAUGAAUACAUUUGUUUAAAUUUACAGAAGUCUAGAUUCAAAGUAUGAUUUCAAUACUAUAUAAGAAAGCUAUUUAGUUUUUGAAGCAAUUUUAGGAGCUGUUUUAGAUGCAAGCCUGAAUAUUUUACUAGGAAUUAGCUCUUAAUUAUAUUAAAUAGAAAUUAAUUUAUUUGUUUAUGCUUCAAUUGUGAUAUUUUUGAUAUUUGGUAUAGGCUGGUAUUAUUUUAUCAGAAAACUUCAAUCAAGUUUAAAUCAAGCAAAAUAAAUUCUGUGCUUAAUGAGUUUUGAAUCUAUUAUCGAAAACCCCUACAUUAUGAGCUACGUUUCUAAAAAUACUUAGUUGGAUGUUUGA
This is a messenger RNA of Tetrahymena thermophila SB210, 4198 nucleotides long. RefSeq names its product transmembrane protein, putative. The record is from RefSeq and is a predicted model, not a curated record. The transcript is spliced from 7 exons. NCBI's taxonomy places the organism in Eukaryota, Ciliophora, Oligohymenophorea, Hymenostomatida, Tetrahymenidae.